This is a messenger RNA of Boeremia exigua, 1636 nucleotides long. Its product is annotated as Prephenate dehydratase-domain-containing protein. The transcript is spliced from 3 exons. Lineage: Eukaryota; Fungi; Ascomycota; Dothideomycetes; Pleosporales; Didymellaceae. Gene Ontology annotation, molecular function: prephenate dehydratase activity. Gene Ontology annotation, cellular component: cytoplasm. Gene Ontology annotation, biological process: L-phenylalanine biosynthetic process. The record is from RefSeq and is a predicted model, not a curated record. Bases 104 to 1636 code for a protein of 510 amino acids.
CUAUGAUGUAGCCUGCGGUCUAAAAGGCCGAUGCCGGUCCAAAUUCCAUUCCGAACUUGCAUCUCAACUCUCCCGAUUCGCACACCAAUUGCAGCUCAGAAUAAUGUCAGAAUCAGAGAAACCGAAGGUGGCGUUCUUGGGGCCAGAGGCCAGCUACACACAUCAGGCGACCCUCGACACCUUUUCGCCCACCCAAUACACCCUCACCCCCCAGCCCACCAUAGAAGAUGUCUUCACCGCGGUCCAAAACGGCACCGCGCACCGCGGCGUCGUGCCCUUUGAAAACAGCACCAACGGCUCCGUAGUCUUCACACUCGACCUCUUCGCCGACCCGCACAGCAAGCACCGCGACAUCCUCGUGUGCGGCGAAGCGUACGUGGGGGUAUCGCACUGCCUCUUGGGUCCCGCCAGCGCGUCUCCGCCCGACUACGCCCAGAUUACGAAACUCUACUCGCACCCCCAGGCCUGGGGCCAGUGCAACGCGUUUCUGCAGAAGCAUCUGAAGCACGCCGAGCGGUUUGAUGUGAGCUCGACGUCGCGCGCCGCGCAGAUUGUCGCUGCGGCGGGCGACUCCGGGGCCGCGGCCAUCAGCAGCAAGGUCGCGGGGACGCUGUUCGGGCUCGCUGUGCGCGCGGAGGCGAUCAACGACGCGGCGGGGAACCAGACGCGGUUUCUUGUGCUAAGGAGGCGCGAUGGACCCGCUCCUCCUGCUACACCGUCCGCGGAGGAGUCUAGCAGACUUGCACCCGCAGCCCCAGACGCAGACAGGGAAUUCAAAACGCUCCUUCUCUUCACGCUGCCCUAUGCCCCGCAGAACCCCAACCCGGGCGCGCUCGCGCAGUGUCUGUCUGUGUUUGGGCGUCACAAGCUCGAUCUGACGAGUAUUAAUACGCGGCCCAGUGGGGUGGCGAACUGGGAGUAUGUGUUCUUCAUUGAGUUCAGGGGGCGCAGGGAGGAGGGGGAGGGAGGUGAGGUGAAUGCGGCGUUGAGGGAGUUGGGGGAGGUGUCACCGUCCAGUACCAUGGCUCCGCGCAAACGCAGACAGCGAUCCUCACUACACAGCACAAGAGCCAAGCGCGCCAACCUCUCCCGAUCCCCACGGCCACAAUCGCAAUCGCCGCAGCCUCCAUCACAGCGACAAUCGCCAUGGUCAGAUGUACCCGGUUCAGCACCCACCAGCGGCAUCCAGACACCCGACGGCGUUCAACUUGCAGAUCGGGUACGCCGCGUGUCGCCCCCGCCCGGACUCUCGACGACAGUGACCACACGUCGGACAAGCUCGAGCGCGUCGCACAAGCAUGCAGGGCCCAGUCGGGGAGAUGCUUUUGGCGAAAUGGCGACUUCAAGCCCGUUCAUGGAGUGGCUCGAGAUGCACAUGGGCAGUUAUGACGUGAAGCGGAGAUUGAGUGAGCAGCUGCAGGAGGGAAUCGGGUCUGGGAAGGACGCUGCGGUGGGUGAUGUUGGGCAGUCUUCAGAGGCGCACAAUGACAGCACCAAGCAAGGAGAUCAAAGCCCAGUUCGUUAUGCGGAAGACGGUGUCUCGCCCACUCACGUGCUGGACGACGGGACGUACAUGAUGAGCGGCGCUCUGCCCAUUGGAACCGAACAGAAGAACAUCAAGUCAGCCAGCUCUUAG